AUGAGCUUAAGCGGAGCGACAAUCGUGACCCUUGUGACGGUGUGUUUAGUUGGCGUGAGUGCCGACAACAUCCGAUGCUUCGCGUGUGACGAUUGCACCAAACAGCAACCGGUGAUCGUGCAGUGUGGGGCGGAAAGUGAAUCGAUCGAUCUGAGUGGCUUUCGUGCCAACAUAGUCACGACGCCAAUGCUUACCACAUCGACUUUGUUAACACCACCUCCGCUGGUGGGUGGCGGAGGGGAUCCACUGCUAACACCACCUCCGCUAGUGGGUGGUGGCGGGGGAGAUCCGCUGCUAACGCCACCGCCCGUAUAUCCGUUCGGAAAGAACGCUCCACAAGACGAAACGAUCGACCUUAUUCACCGACGCGGUUGUGCGGAAAUUGAAGGACACGCCAUGGACGUUUGCCGGCUAGAGUUGGGCCCGGUCGUCGAAGAUGGAGUGUUCAGUUGCCGAGUUUGUAGCUAUUCGCUGUGCAAUGAAUAA
Messenger RNA from Anopheles bellator, 486 nucleotides. RefSeq lists its product as uncharacterized. Lineage: Eukaryota; Metazoa; Arthropoda; Insecta; Diptera; Culicidae. The coding region runs from base 1 to 486 and encodes 161 amino acids. The transcript has 3 exons. The record is from RefSeq and is a predicted model, not a curated record.